Lymnaea stagnalis (great pond snail) is the source of this 10233-nucleotide messenger RNA. The record is from the annotation of a GenBank genome assembly. NCBI's taxonomy places the organism in Eukaryota, Metazoa, Mollusca, Gastropoda, Lymnaeidae.
UAUACAUUUAAACAUGUUGUGGCCUGCCUGAUUGAACACUUGGUAAGGCAGCAACAAUAAGUUUGCAAAAUAUUAAACACCAACCGUAUUCUCUGUGGUAAAUAUGUAUAUUUUUUAGUUUAAAAAGUAUUUAAAAAAUAUUUUAUUUGUUUUAAAUUGUAUCAUUUGUUUGAAGUAAAUCAUAAUAUUCAUAUAGUUAGCCUAUACUACAAUAUUACCGUAAUAUUGUAAAUAAAAUCACAAAGGGGGCGUGGCACUGUGAUUCUCAAUACCGUAUGAUAUAGACCCUUACCUGAUUUGUGUUCCUACAUUCUUUUAAACCAAAAAUUUACAAUUUUCAUAAAAAGGAACUGCGGAUUAAAAAUAUAUAGAUCUAUUCUAGUAUUAACCUUAAAUUGCUUGAUUUUUUUUUUCAUUGUAAUGAGACAUAUACAAACACUUUGACUGUUUUAUAACUAAAAAUAUUUAAAGAACUAUUGUAAAUUAAACACCUUGAAUUCAAUCUAGUAUUCUGUUGUAUAUAAUAAAUUAAUAAACCAUCUGUUUUGUUUCAAUAGAAUAGUCUAGAAGAGACAUAGACUGGAACAUUUUGGGACUAAACCAAAAUCGUGAAAUUAAAAUAUUUUAUUUGGAAGCAUGGCAACAGCAGCAACAGCAAAGAAAACAUGCCCGUACGGUUCAAAAUGCUAUCGUAAGAACAAAAAGCAUCACGAGGAAUUUACUCAUCCAGGAGACGAGGAUGUCUUGCCAGAGAAAAAACAAGUGAGUCUUUGCUGUGGUGAUUUUUAAAAAAGAAGAAAUGCGACAAAGGGCUUGGUAGCUACUUCAUUACCUUAAAUGGGUCUUUUUUUUAAAUCUGGAGGCCUGAUGACAGUCUUCUGACUUCAAUAAAUUGAAUAUGAAGUUCAUUUUAAGAGACCAUCGAAUUUCACAACUGUAUCAUUUACAUUAGGUUUUUCCAGGUGGUACACAAGAAAAAAAAGUUAAGAAGAUUACAUAAGUGGUGCAAUAUUUUAAAACUGUGAUAAUCCUUUAAAAACGAUGAACAUGCACCAUCUAAACAACUUUUUAUUCUUCUUUUCUUAUUUGUAUACGUAUUUAUUAGCCAAUCCUUACAGUUUUUUUUAAAGAAAAGCUUCCCUUUUUAAUAAACAUAAACCUAUGUUUUGAUAUAUUUUUCAAUAGAUUGUUUUAAAAAAUAUCGUUUUUAAAACUGCUGGUUUUAUAAUAAUUCCAAGUCAAUCAGAUUUUACCUACAGAAAGUAUAUCAUGAUGUCAAAAAAGAAGCAAUUAUAAGCUAACCCAAAAGUCAAUAUACAUACAUACAUACAUACAUACAUACAUACAUACAUACAUAUAUAUAUAUAUAUAUAUAUAUAUAUAUAUAUAUAUAUAUAUAUAUAUUAUAUUAAAAAAAAAGAAAUAAUAAUCUAACACAAAAGUCAUUAUACAUACAUACAUACAUACAUAUAUACAUACAUACAUACAUAUAUAUAUAUAUAUAUAUAUAUAUAUAUAUAUAUAUAUAUAUAUGUAUAUUGUAUAUAUAUAUAUAUGUAAUACUUUUCAGUAAGAAGUAGCUUAGUAACAUGUAGAUGACUUAUUAGUUUUAUAAAAUAUAAUAGUUAAAACCACCACCACUUUUUUCCCGCUCUCGAUUUAGCGCUUAGUUCACGCCAUCAGUGAGAAUAAUGACAAGCCCCCAGCCUUAAAGAAAAGGGCAUCCAAAAGGAAAUCCGAUGAAAGUGCAGACGAAACCGCGUACAAAAUAACAGCCAAAGCCACGCCCACAUCAUUUAUUCCAUCGCCAAGUACACCGACGCCGUCCCCUAGCAAAAAAGUAAAACUCGCUGACGACGAGGAAGAGAAAAUUGCUGUCGACUGCAAUAAAACAAAAAAGAAAACUUCAUCACCGGAGUCCAACGGCCCAGCAGGCACUGACGCCACAAGUAAACCGGACGACGAGAGUUCGACCAGCGGUGAGAGCAGGGCGGUGCCGGAGGUGAUACAAUACAAGGAGAAGAAAGCCAAAUGCAAAUAUUGGGACGCAUGUUAUCAGACAAGUGAAGCACACAAGAAGGAGUUCGAUCAUCCUAGUGAUCACAUGGAAAAAGGUGUACAUCAUAAAAUAUAUAUAUAUAUAAUAUAUACAAUAACAUCUUUCAGUGGCUUAGUUAGGGUUAGUGCCACCCUGGGCCAAGCUUUGUGCAACUUUGCAGUUGGCUUAAAAUGCCGACCUCAAUAUAGAGAAAAAAAAGUCUCGCCCUGGGCUGACCACCCCCUCCGCACCCCACUUCCUAUCCCACUGCCAACGCAUAUUCUUUACUGGUUCCUGCAUGCGAAUUAAAUGGAACCACGAUUACGAGGAGUUACUUUAGUCAUUUGAAUGAAAUUGAGUUAAUGUACAUGAACAUUUGAGUCCCUCGUUUUGAUCAAGUCACAUUUUUUAAAUGUUUGGACUGAGGAGUAUGCUCCCAAAACAUGUAGAAAUGAGACUUUAGGACUGAGGAGUAUGUUUUCAAAACAGUAAGACAUGAGACUUUAAGACUGAGGUGUAUGCGGUCAAAAUAUAUAGACAUCACACUUUAGGACUGAGGAGUAUGCUGUCAAAACAUAUAGAUAUCAGACUUUAGGACUGAGGAAUGCUAUCAAACAGUGAGAAUUCCGACUUUAGGACUGAGGAGUAUGCUGUCAAAACAUUUAGAUAUCAGACUUUAUGACUGAGGAGUAUGCUAUCAAAACAGUGAGGCAUCAGACUUUUGGACUUAGCAGUAUGUUGUUGAAACAGUAAGUCAUUACAAUUUAGGACUGAGCAGUAAGCUAUCAAAACUGUACNUGUUUUUUGUUGACUUUGUACCGCGCUUCGAGCCUUUGGGGAUGAAGUGUGUUUUUGAAAUGAACUUUAUUAAUAUUAUUAUUAUCUUUAUCUCUAAGCCUCUUACCUUUGGUUUUAAUUUUUUUUUUUUUUUUAAGGAAAAAAAAAGAGGAUAUGACAUAUUUUAAUAGUUAAGUCUAAAGGGGCUUGACCAAAGUGGGGUACUCGCCCUAUUGGGGGGGGGGGGUGCGAUGUGGUAUUUCAGGGUUUGCAAGGAAAUGUUAAUUAAGAACAGAGGAGUCAUCCCUGCUUAGGCUUGAAGUACUUCAUAAUUUGUAAUUAAUAUAGGAGCCAGAAUGAUUAAUAAAUUGAUCGCGGGCCUCUUAAGAUAUAGAAGAAGAUGACUUGACAGUUGAACAAAUGAUUUCAAUAUAUAUAUUUAAAACAAUGCUUAUGAAGAGCCUCAUUCAAGGGACAUUUUUCUUAACAUUUCUUAGUUACGCCUGUUCUUUUUAUGUUGAUUCAAUGUUUAAAGUCAGGGGCGUCAUUUCAGGUUUUUUCAAAAAGUAGGGGGGGGGGAACCAAAUCUUGGUCGGCUUGUUAAGUUGUUUAUUACUGGAGGUGCCACAGUAUAUAGGAGUUAAAAUUAAACCUGCAAAUUCGGGUGGGGGCGGCAAAUGCCCCACCCUGACCUAACCAAAUGAUGUCCCUGUUUGGAGUGAGCAGUUUUGUCUAUAUAAAAUAUAAAUACUUUGCGAAGCCAGGUUAUGUUUUCUCUUGCCAUCGACAACCAGCAUAUGAUUAAGUAUUUUUUUUUAUGUAAUGCCAUUAUGAUUUUGCUCUCAUCUCAACAGGACACAGAAUCCAGUGGGAUGGUGGAUAAGUGAAAAGUUGGAUGGUGUGAGGGCAUUUUGGAAUGGACGGUGAGUUGGCGUCCCAUACUAUGCUGCACAAGUAGUUUAAAAAUAUGAUGCGGUUUCAUUUUAUCAAUUGUAUAUGCUCUAUGAAAUAUUUUAAUUUUAUUUUUAACUGUAUAAGACUACAGCUAAUACAUGUAAAUUCGUAAAUACAGUGGCGUAGCGAGGGUGUUUGGCGCCCCGGAACAAGAUUCGCGCCCGGGGACAAGAUCCAUUUUUAGCACCCCUUUUUCUUUUUUUCAACUCUCAAACCCAUUAUUUUCAUCAAUAAAAUAAUAUCAAAACACAUUUUGGCGCCCCUAACUAGCUGGCGCCCGGGGACAUCUGUCCCCCCCUGCACCCACCACGCUACGCCUCUGUGUAAAUAGCAUUGUUUUUGCUAGGGCUGACCAAGCAAAGGGCUUAUUAUUAUGUUGACAAACCACUAUACCCCAUCCACGAAUGUUUAAGUUACUUUGAGAAUGUUACAUUUAGCCAAAAAAAAUAGCUUGGUAUUGGUCUCUCAAAAUUUGAGAGGGCGAUAUAUGUUCAUUGUAAAACUAAGUCUAACAACUCCACUUAAAAUGUAUGAUGGUAAAGGUCAGUGUUUUGCUGGUUUGUUGGUCCAGAUCAAUGGAUUUCAUCAACCCACCUAACUAAACCCAGUUUAACUAAAAUAAACUACCACAAAUGACAUCAGAAUAGCAUUUAGUCUAAAGGGACCCGGGUCCGAAUAGCGGCGAUGCGUGUCCGGGUCCAUUUUGACUAAAUGCUAUUCGGGUGUCAUUUGUGGUAGUUUAUUUUACUUAAACUGAAGAAUUAAGUUAACAAACAUAUAAUCCAUUCCAUUAUCUUUCACUCGAUACCAAAUUUUAUCUUACAAACCCAACAAUAAUAUUUUAAACUUUUUAAAAUCCCAACCUCUCACUUCUGAUAGUCGGGUCCGAAUAGCCACUUCGCUCUUUACUGUAGACCAGUGUUGCCCAACAGGAUGCGACCGCUCCACAGGGGAGGCAAUUUGAAAUUGUGGGACAUAAUUUAAUCUCUGAGAUAGGAGCUGUAUAUAGCCAUUUUUAAAUAUUUUUUUUUUUACAGGCGUGUUUGUGGUUUGUUUUUUCCGUGGAAGGGGGCAGCAAAAAACCAGCCUUUGCCGCGAUACUGAUACUUUGUCAUUAUAUCAAUUAACAUAUGUUUAUCUCUUAUUAUAUUUAUAAUUCUACGAUGUUGAAUCUAUCAGGAAAAUUGAAAUGUAGUUUUCAUGACUGCAGCAUUUAGACUUUUUUUUUUUUAAAUGUAUGCAUAAUGAAAUAAAAACUAUCGCAAAACAAAAUCAAACAUUAAAAUUGAACAUCGAAAAAAACCCACAAAAAAUCACCACUGGUAUUGAAAUCAUAGGCUACUCUUGUGGAUGUAGUCGGAGGCGUAGCUAACAUUAAUGCUCCCCCCCCCCCCCCCCCCAAAAAAANCCCCCCCAACGAAAAAAACUGUAGUUUACCGAACAUUCUGAUCCUCAAUAUGUAAAGAACAAAUGCCACCCGGGGCGGACCACACCCCUACGACUCCACCCCAUUCCUACGUUAGUGGACGUAGUACAUGUCUGAAAUCAUCUGAAAUGUUUUACAGGUGUUUCUACUCCAGACUGGGAAAUGCUUUCUACGCUCCCGAGUGGUUCACUAAGGUAGAUAUCAUAUUCAUAUCUGAUGCCUGCCAAAACUCACUACUAUGUAACAGGCAUAUAUUAACUAGCUAAUGACUGGUCGUAUGGAUGAAAACACUAUUCAUAUUCUUACAAUUUACUUUAUUUUAUCAUCAUCGUUAUUUUAUAUUUUAAACGUUAAUUCAAAGUUUAAAUAAGGCUGCCAGUCCUUACGUCUUUUUCCCAAUAUGAUCAAUUGUUUUGAAACUUGUGUAAUUGUGUUUCAUUAGUAUAGAGUAUAAAUUUGUGGCGUAUAUCGUUCCCUUUUUUCUGAAAACAAAUAUGGCCACCAAAGAAACUUUUUUAAAAAAAGGUGUUUUUUACAAUAUAAAUUUGGUGUCAUUUAGAUUAUAACUAUAAUGAAUAUAUUAUGUUUAAUCGAGCUGCAAAGUAUAAUAAUAAAUGUAUUUUAGUUGCAAUAAAAGGGAGCAAGGGCUUUUUAACUUAAGAUAACUUUUACAUGAAUCAUUUUCCUAGGCAGUAGAAUCCUUGACAUAAGUGUACCACCAAACCCGAAUUCUCCCUUUAUUUUUGAGUUAGUUUAAAACAAAUUACAAACUGUUGCUUUUUCUCUAUCCUAACAAACCAAAUAAUUUAAUUCUUAAAUUAUUACAGACAAAACGUAAAAUUGUGAGAUAUUUGUUUUUUACCCUAGUUCAUAUAUAUAUAUGGGUAUGUGGGAAUGAUUGUGGGUAUAAACUUGAAUAACACUACAAUUGUUUAAACAUAUAAUGAAUAUUUCGAUAUAUUUUAUUUGACACACAGGACUUGCCACGAGACAUACAUUUAGAUGGUGAGCUGUUUGGUGGUCGGGGUGAGUUCCAGUCUACUGUGAGCAUUGUGAAGACUGCCGAGAGCCCCAAGUGGAAGGAUAUCAAAUAUUAUGUGAUUAUGACAUUUCUUUUCCAUUGAUUUGCUCUUGUAAAAAAUAUUUAAGUUAGUGAGAUGAGAUCACGAACGAGAAGUGCCAAAGUGCUAGAUUUCACUUACAUCACUGUUAGACAUAAGUGUUCACAAACAAGCCGAACAUUCAAUAGGCGAAGUUCUAGCAUCACUAUUAACCUAAAGUCUAUGGCAUCAUAAACACAACCCCCAACUUCAACCUUUUGUUUACAAACUUACCUGACAGUAAAAUGAUGGUAGCUAACGAUCUACGUAAAGGUUUGUGAUGACGUAUCAUUCACCCAGAAACAAAUGUUACCGAAUUGUUUAGCCCGCACUAAUAUUUGGAGUAUUAAUGUUUAUGUCAUUAAUGUUUAUGGUACAAAUUAUGAUAUGCAUUGUAUUUACGAUUUCACGCAGGUAUUUGAUUCACCCCACAUGGGAAAAGAAGUAUUUGAAAAGAGGAUGCAGACCAUCAAGGAGUAUUUUGAGGCCCAUCAGUAAGUAGUUGAACAUUUAAAGAUUCUUCAAGAAUAUAUUUCUAUGCUGUUCAAACUUUUCACCAGAUUUUCUUUAAAAAAUGGUGAUAAUUCAAUGCAUUGGACGGGUCUAAAUGCUACAAACACUUACACAUUCAGAGAGAGAGUGUGUGUUUGUACCUUUAGAGAGAGAGAGAGAGAGAGAACUAGCAGACACUUCAGUUCCUUUUUUUAAUAUUUUUUUUAUUAUAACUUGAUCGCAAUCUAUCUCAUAUUGUCCCUGCCAACAUGAUUCCAUUCUAUUAUUGCAGACCAGAAUAUGCUGUGUUUGUUGAGCAAACAAAAUGCAAGAGCAAAGACCACCUGGAGGAGAAGUUAACAAGGAUUCUCAACAUAGGCGGAGAAGGGCUUAUGAUCCGCCAACCAGGUUCGGUGUACGAGGCAUGUCGAUCUAAAACGUUGUUAAAAAUCAAGAAAUUCUACGACGCAGAGGUGAGCACUAUGUCACACUAUAUAUUGUGUUUAAAUUUUUGUAUUUUCUCUGUGAGUGAUAUUUUUUCAACUUAUGAACUUAAAACGAAGACUUCUUAAAGAAAAAGAAAGUUUAAAAUAAUCUAUUUUAAGGCAUCAAGUUUUCGCGUUCCAACGAAAAAUUCUUAUAAAACUAAAAAUAAGCUUGAAGUAAAAUUGUUGGGCAGUGCCAGGGUCCAACGCUGACAGAGUAUGAAAUAUUAUUACAUGUAAACGAUUUCAUCCCUAUAAAGGAAGCAUGCAAUACAAAUAUGACCAAAAUUAGCUUAUAAACCAUUAUACAAAUCUUCUUCAUUUUAUUUUAAACUUUUAUUGUUCAACAUCUCUUAUAGGCCAUCGUUAUUGGUCAUGAGAAAGGCAAGGGAGCUAAUCAAUCCCGCUGUGGAGCACUGCGGUGUCAAAUGGCGUGUGGCAAAGAGUUCUCAGUUGGAUCUGGGUAAGUAGCACAUGUCUGUACACUUUUGUGCAGUGUUCAUUUAUUAUUACGCGUUGGUUUUCCGCACUAGUUUUGAAAUGUUCAAGGCUUGGAGGUUUCGUUACUUCUCAAGCUGUAAGAGAUAUGAGAUUUAUUUUCUCUUUUUUCACUUGAAAGUUGUUACAAUUUUAUUUAUUUUUUAAAUUAUUCCUUUCUAAUUUAGGUUGACAAACAAAGAUCGCAACAAUCCACCAAAGAUUGGUAGCAUUAUUACAUACAAAUUUCAAGAGUUAAGCAAGGGAGGUUCUCCUCGCUUCCCUACAUAUGUGGGUGAGUUGGACUGCUUUUUAAAAAAAAAAUCAACACUUUUAAUAUUUUAUCUGCGAUUAUCAAUUUUGUAUGUCACAUAAAUUUUCAACACCACCACUUCCAUCGCCCAGCAUUAUAUGAUACAGAUCAUUUUACCUACCAUAACAGCCAUUUUAUGGAAUUCCAUUACACAUAAUUACCGAAGAAGACAUGCAGAUUCCAAAAUGGCCAUUGGAUUAUAGCAUAUAAACCUAUUUAGUAUCUUGCUAAUGCCUCCAUUGAUCUAUAUACUUAAAGAGCAUUUGCACACCGCCCCGGGCGCCACAUUGGUAUUUUUAAUAUAACAUUAUAUAAAUUAUGUUCUGAGUGUGUUGUGGCGCCCUUUAGGGGAUUCGUCCCCUGGCGAAAUUAAGGCAAAGGACACCAUUGCUAAAUUAUCAGUGUUCCUAUACUCAUUGACACGAUCGAUGCAAGUGACAGUAUUUCAUUGCAGUGCUGUAGUAUACAUUGGGAAAUGUUCUCAGCAGAUCCAUGUCAUUGCACAUUGACACAUUACGCACAUUAUUACAAUACGCAUUGACUAUAUUAUUGCAGGUAUCUGCAUAGAUAAAACAGAACCCAAAGACGCUGAUAUCAGAGAAGUUAUGGAUGAGGAUGAGGCCUAAAGAGCUGACAUGUGACCAUUAGUUGACUCUUAAUCUCAGCCAGGCUAGAUCUGCUAUAGCAUAUGUUUUUUUUUUUCCUUUAAAUUAAUUUUGAUCGUAGAUGAAUUUUUAAGGAAUGAAUCACUAUACUUGAUAUAAUUAUAGAGUAGCAAAGAUGUUGUUGAAUGUACACAAGAAAUAAUCCUUCACUUGAACUCACCUGAGCGGCUGUGAUCUCACAAAUUUUAAUCCUACUAUAUAUACUUAUUUAUUGAUUUAUUUUGAUAUUUUAUUUUGAAUGUUAUUAUAAUUGCGAUCCCAAAAGCAUUUCAUGUAGCUGGGUACUUUGGAUUAAUUUCAACUGUGAUAUUUUACUCUUAUGAAAAUAUAGCAAACUUUUUUUUAAAUUUACAUAAAAUGUGAUAUAUCAAGUCGUAUACAGUGGCUGUUUUAUGCACUCAUACAUUAGGUGAUGUGUUUUAAAUACAAAAUAUCAUUUGCAGUGUCUCGCUUUGAUUUGCAUGAUGUGAUAUGAGUAAAAUAUAUAAAGCCAUAACGCAGUGUCUUGCUUUGAUGUACAAACAUGUGAUAAAAGUUAGGUACAAUAUUCAGAGGCGCAAUGAGGGUUUGGCAAUACACGGGGACCAAAAAAAAAAGGGGGGGGGGAGCAAAAUAGGUGUACCUGAAGAAAAAUAUGUAUAGUUUUUUUUUUUAAAGUUUGCCAAUAAAAAUAUGAGGCGCAAUGAGGGUUUGGCAAUACACGGGGACCAAAAAAAAAGGGGGGGGGAGCAAAAUAGGUGUACCUGAAGAAAAAUAUGUAUAGUUUUUUUUUUUAAAGUUUGCCAAUAAGAAUAAUAUUAUCCCUACGAUUCCCUGUAAUUACAUUAAUUUGGAUAAUUUGAAUGUUCACUUUAACUACAUAAAAGUAGAUUUCUCAAGCUUGACGAGCCCUUAUGCACUUUUUUUUAGUGGUGUGUAGGGUUCACAACGAGUCUAUUCCAUUUGGGGAGCCAUAUGAGGUUAAGAUAAAUCAUAGGAUCAUAUAAUAACACCAUUGUAUUGACAAACCAGGGGGCGGGGGUACACCUUGCUAAUAUCCCUCUGCAUGAAGUGAUAUGGGGAGAGACCACCAGUCAUCACCUCAAAAGGAUUGAGUUAGAUCUCACUUGUUUUUUUCAAGACCAGAGCAUGGACUCUACCCAACUUUAUCCUAUUGAAGGAGAGCAUUAGAAACAGGGGUUGGCGUAAAUUUUAACAAUUAUGCCUGAAUAGCUCCAAUUGGUAAUUAAUAGUGUUACUGUUAGGCAGUGGUAGGGAUCGUAUAAUAGCCAGGAGCGUAAUACAAUAAUUUGCGAGAGAGGGCUGUCAUAAUGCUUAAGAGAAUGAAAAAUGUGAUGACUAUUUUUUGUUCUGUUUAGGCGUGUUUAAGUAAACCCUCUUUUAAUUAUGGUGUAAGGUGUUGUAUUUUUAAAAAUAAAGUUUUAAAAAAUGUGUUUACUUUGUGUUAUUUGAUCUUCGUUGUCUUAAUUAUUUAUGUUCUUGUAAUAAUUAAAAGAUUUUUUUGAA